AUGCAACGAAUCAUCGCUCAAACGAAGGGAUCUUGGAGUGAGCAUCGACGGUCGUCGACCCGCCCUACCCUCGUCAAAUGGCUUUACGGUGAAGCAGGGGAGUUCGUUACACUCGCGUCGUGUUGGCUGGCGGCGCCUCUGUCCCGGGGGCUGCGGGCCCUCCUAGAGGUGGGCUUGCGGCGCGGUGCGGUGCGGUGCGGUGCGAGGCGGCGGGGCGCGGGGUUAGCGACCGACGCAUCCCCCGACGGGCGGUCGUCGACCCCGCCGCGACCAGAUUUCGGGCGCGCGGCGGCGCCGGUGCAAGGGACGCGCCACUACGGACACCGAGACGGGCACCACGGACAGUUACAGCCCUCGCCCUCGCCCUCGUACUCGCCCCUUAAGCGCGACGCCGAGUGGCGUGACUACACGGGCAUGCGCCACUUUGUCCCACGGGAUAAUAAUGUAGCAAAUAUAGAGCUGAGCCGCGGAAUGGGAAAGUAUAUAAAAAAUAACAAUGCGCGCCAUGAUUGGACGGUGCGCCGUGGCGGUGGCGGCGGAGGGCCGAACGGGUUUGCCGCCUACCGCCACCUGGCGAGGCCCGUUUCAGUCCUCAGAACACUAGUCGCGCGGUCGACAACCUCGCGGCCCAAGGUCGUCGGGGACCGGUCACCCUCGCUCGCGACCUCCGGCAUGGCACAUAUGGCACCCUCAUGCUUUGUGGCAGUGGCCGUUGUUGCUGCUGUUGCGGAAGGACAGGCCGCGAGUGAAGCGAGACAGCCCGCGCGGGAAGGGGUGCGAGGGUGUGGAGUGCGGCCAUUAUUGGCAGAGGCCAUUAUCGGGGCGGGGGGGGGGGGGGGGGGGGUGUUAGAGGAGUGCGGGGUUACGCGACCCAGUUGCACGGCCGUGGUGCGCUCCGCUACCAUUGACCCAGAUCCCUGCGCGGCGGAGGCCCGCCGCCGGCCUGACCUACAAACCAACCUCCCAUCUGCC
Molecule: messenger RNA, 972 nt
Organism: Iphiclides podalirius (scarce swallowtail)
Lineage: Eukaryota; Metazoa; Arthropoda; Insecta; Lepidoptera; Papilionidae
Source: the annotation of a GenBank genome assembly